AUGGCGACGAGAGCCGCAAGGGGAUAUCGCACGAUCUCCUUUGAGGCAGCGUCUGUGCUGGCCGGUUCCAUUCCCUGGGACCUAGAGGCGAAAACCCUCGCGUCGCUGUUCUUCUGGCGCGAGGAGGCCGUGGCCCAGGGUCACCGGUUGGCACCGAGGGAGAUCGCAGGACGCCGCAAUGAGCUGUGUCAGCGCUCCAUUGAAGAGUGGUCCCAAAGGCUGGAGCAGCCGACUGCUGGGCGUAGAACCGUCGAGGCGGUCCGUCCGGUGUUGGGACAGUGGUUGGCGAGGCAGCACGGUAGCCUGACUUACCGUCUGACCCAGAUGCUCUCCGGACAUGGUUGUUUCGGAGGGUAUCUGUGUCUGAUCGGUCGGGAGCCGUCUGCUAUCUGCCACCACUGUGACGGAUGUGCUGACGAGGACGCCCAGCACACCUUGGAGGUUUGCCCAGCCUGGGACCAAGACCGCGCGGAGCUUCGCGCGGUCGUGGGGGACGACCUUUCCCUGCCGGCUGUCGUGAGACAGAUGGUCGACAGCGAGAGGUCGUGGACAGCAGUGCAGACCUUUGCGGAGAGCGUCAUGCUCCGCAAAGAGGCGGCGGAAAGGGUGAGAGAGGACACGUCCGACCUCCCCAUACGCCGCCGGCGCACUGGGCGCAGGAGGCGGGCAUACGCCCUGCACCUGCUGCCCCCACAAUAAGGGCCGGUCGGGCGGCGGAAACGGGAUUCCGCUGCCUGGCGAAACGGCCCUGGGUCGAAGGCGCGCUUGUGCCAGGCGCGCCCUCCCCUAGCGGGUAGAAUUGAAGGCCGACGGGUCACCCCGCUGGCCGCUCCGUGGAGAGCGGCCGAGCCGAGGCCGCCGUGGAAGCGGCCGCCGCGUCAGGAGUAUG
Amyelois transitella is the source of this 889-nucleotide messenger RNA. RefSeq lists its product as uncharacterized. The transcript has a single exon. The record is from RefSeq and is a predicted model, not a curated record. Lineage: Eukaryota; Metazoa; Arthropoda; Insecta; Lepidoptera; Pyralidae. Bases 1 to 699 code for a protein of 232 amino acids.